This is a messenger RNA of Dufourea novaeangliae, 1000 nucleotides long. RefSeq names its product checkpoint protein HUS1 (gene Hus1-like). The record is from RefSeq and is a predicted model, not a curated record. Gene Ontology annotation, biological process: telomere maintenance; meiotic DNA integrity checkpoint signaling; nucleotide-excision repair. The transcript has 3 exons. Gene Ontology annotation, cellular component: nucleolus; site of double-strand break; checkpoint clamp complex. The coding region runs from base 158 to 982 and encodes 274 amino acids. Lineage: Eukaryota; Metazoa; Arthropoda; Insecta; Hymenoptera; Halictidae.
UCACACAGGUCAUGUCAGGUCUAUCUUUAUAUCUAGUCUUUGUCAUCUGUCAAAUGCCGGUCAAAAUUGCACACAAGUUCCCGCGCAAAAUUUAUUGUUAACACGCAAUUUUUACUGUUUGUUGUUAACGUAGAAAGUUUUCAUUGUACAAUUAAAUAUGAAAUUUCGUUGUAGAAUGGUGGACGUGGUUGCUAUGAGAGACUUUACGAAUAUUAUUAACAUUCUUUCCCGAUUAACAAAACAAUGUACAUUGAGAUUAACAGCGACCGAGCUGUGCUUUAGCGUCGGCGACGAUCGAAUAACAAUGGUAUGGGCAGAAUUACGUCAAAAUCAUUUCUUCACCGAAUAUGUUUUGAACGGGGUUACCGAGGAACAAAAUGAAAUUUAUUUAGAAUUUGAUGCGACUAUGCUAGCAAGGUCUUUAAGUGCUUUGAGAAUGACCGCAAAAAGCGUUAAAAUCAAACUAACUAAUAAACGGCAACCUUGUCUGUCAUUGGAAAUCGAACUACCUUCGUUGAGCAUCGAUUCGAGACAAUGUUUGCACGAUGUUCCAGUCAGAGUUAUACCCCGGCGAGAAUGGCCGGAACACCAAGCACCAAAUAUACCGGAAUUCGAUAUAUCGUUGGAUAUGCCGCAACUUAAACAUGUAAGAAAUAUUGUCGAGAGAAUGAAGAACAUGAGUCCGCGAUUAACGUUAAGUGCCGACAAGUCCGGCACGUUUGUGCUAAAAAUUGACACGGAUAGUGCAACGGUUUCUACACAUUUCCAAGAUCUACAAGUUUGGAGCUGCAGUCAAAAAGAUUGCAACGACAAAAUAUCGGCUACCAUAGACGUUAAGAAGUUUUAUACGUUUCUGGGCUGGGAUAUUGUACAUCCCGAUGGCGUAAAAUGUAACAUGCUUGAAGACAGAAUGGUAAACUUACAUUUACACAUGCAAGAUCAUUUGAAAAUACAUUAUUUUAUUCCUGCAAUGACUACUUGAGCCAUUCUUCAUGUUAUA